Molecule: messenger RNA, 734 nt
Organism: Paramecium sonneborni
Lineage: Eukaryota; Ciliophora; Oligohymenophorea; Peniculida; Parameciidae
Source: the annotation of a GenBank genome assembly
UAUGAGAAAAUAAAUCAGCAAAAAUUCAACUAAAUAAUCUAAACAAUCAAAUGUAAAUCAAAAGAUUUAAAGGAUCCUAAACUAGAUUCUAAUCUUAGAAUUUUACAUGUGAAAGAAGAAUAAUAUAAAUAAAAAAUUUAACAUCUCGAAUCUAGAAUAUCAGAACUUCAAGAACCAAAUAAUGGGACUCAAAGAAAAUGAUUGUAUCAUGAGUUAGCAUAUUAAAAAAAUAUGAAGUUAAUUGGUAUCGGAGUAAAUGUUAAUGCAACUUCAUAUGUCAUUGAGGAAAAGAAAUAAAAGAUUUAGAAAGACGAAUUUAAAAGAAGUUAUCUAAAAUACAACUAAAACUGGAAGAAGUACAAAAAGAAAAGAAGAAAAUAAAAAUGAAAGGAAAAUUAAAGUUUUUCUGGUUUGCAAAAAGAUAGGAAAUACAGCUUAGCAUUGUCGAGAAGUACUCUACUAAUGAUGAGAUUAUUUGUUAUAAUUAUGGUUCUUAAAAACAUACUCUUAAAGAUUGUCAAAAACCUAAGUCUGGUUCAUUAAAAUUUGCAACAUUCUUUGUAAGUAGUCACAUUAGCAGAGAUAAUCCCAAAAAUUCAAAAGGAUUGUAUGUUUAUGGGUUGGAUGCUAAUAUGCAAUAAUAUUCACUACACUCAAGCUAAUUGAGAUUUAAAUCCUAGGAAUAGAAUCAUCUCAAAAUAAUAAUAACAACAAAAAGAAGAUUACAUGAGUGA